CGCAGCAGCUGCUGCUACUCCAGCCGAAUGCCGACAAGAAAGCAGCAGUAGCCGAGCGGCGAUCAGUGCGUUCUGAGUCGUGCCUCGAGAAGGAUACACAUCGCAGCGUGUGUGUGUGUGUGCGUGCGUUCGUCGUUUUCAGCCCGCACACAACGGUGAGCGGUGCGCGCGCGCGCGCGUUCAGGCGCACUCGACUACCUACCUCUCCGAAAAAAAGUACAUUUUUCUCUUUUUCCUCCGCUUCUUUUUUCUACUUUUAUAUACAACACGCGCGUACGCAUAACGCGAAUGCAGUGCACCAGUGCGGCCGGUAACGUCACGCAGUAGUUCGCCGAUGUUGCCAGUGCGAAGAGUGUCUAGCCGCAGCCUCAUCAUCAGUACAAAGUAUCCGAGCGAGUGUACGGUACAGGCGUAGAUAUUAAAGGAAAAUAAAGUCAGAGCGUUGGCUGCAUGUUGUGCUCGCGUCAUGCUAAUCGGUGUCUCGUUCACGGCUGACUCGACGACGAAGAUGCUGCGAGUCCUGAUACUGUUUCUGGGCCUCGUCGCCGCGACGAGCACGUUGCCAGCAACGGAGCUCGGCAGCGGCUCCAAACCGCUCAGCUGCGACGCCGUCAGGCCGUACUUCGAGGAGCAGGGAUUUCCCGCGAGCGAUAUACCCAAGGAGCCCAUAUCAUCAAGAGAACUGAAAACCUGCGGCGGCAUCAGCAGCGGCGGAGAAGUGUGUUGCUCGGCCGAUAUGGAGAUACGAUUACAAGCCAGAGCUCGCGAUAAGCAUGAUAAAGCGACUAAAGACACCCUACAGCGGCUGCAGAAUAUCUUGCACACAAGGGCCACUAAAUUUCACGAAUUCUUCAACAAGCUACUGAAGGGCAGCAAAAAGAGCUUUCACGAAAUGUUCAAGAAAACGUACGGAAUACUGUACGAGCAGAACGCUUAUGUAUUUAUAGACCUGUUUAUGGAGCUUGAGAAAUACUACGCCAAGGGAUUGGUAGAUCUCGACGACGUGAUGGAUACGUUUUUCAACACGCUCUACCAAAAGAUGUUUACCGUGCUAAACAGUCAGUACAAAUUCGACUCUAAGUAUCUCGAAUGCGUGGGCCACCACAUGAAGGAGAUGCGGCCCUUCGGAGACGUGCCUCAGAAACUCGGGGUCCAAAUAAAACGUUCGUUCAUAGCGACGAGAGCCUUUAGCCAAGCGUUAACCGUUGCCGCCGAUGUGCUCAAGAAUAUGCAGCAGUUGAAGCCGUCGAGCGAAUGUGCGGCUGCUCUGACGCGCAUGACUGUCUGCCCGUCGUGCAGUGGCAUUUCCGGCAGUGUACUUGCCUGUAACGAUAUGUGUGAGAACGUGAUGAUGGGCUGUCUGGCGCAACACGCUGCCCUCGACGCUGACUGGAAUCACUUCGUUGAGGCCGUAGACAAGGUGGCGGACAGGCUGCUCGGGCCGUUCAACAUUGAGAUGCUGGUGCGACCCAUCAAUCUCAAGAUCUCCGAGGCCAUAAUGAACUUCCAGGAGAGCAGUAGCGAUGUUUCGCAGCGUGUGUUCACCGGAUGUGGUCGGCCGGUACUCGGACGAAGGCGCAGACGCGCUGCGCCUCGACGAAAUCACAAAGAGAUCGACGACGGCAAGUCUCUGAGCUUCGAGGAGCCGCACGAGGAGAGAAGGUCGCGAAUCCGCGAUCAGGACCAGGAUCGGUUCGUCGACGAGGGUCACGACGAUCACGACAGCGAACACGAUAUGGGAGAGGACGAGGACGGCUCCAGCAGCGUCAGUCUGGACAAACUCGUCAAGGAGAUCAAACAACGCAUCCGAGAUUCCAGGCAGUUUUGGCUCUAUUUGCCCUACAAUCUCUGCAAUGACGGACUCGUCGUCCCGCCCAGCAAUACGAACGACUGCUGGAACGGCACGCACGUCGACAAGUAUAUCUACCCGCUGUCAUCCAACGGCGAGUUCCAGUCUAUGAACCCCGAGGUGCGUGCCUCGGGACCACGGAUCAACAUAGUCAGAGAGCAGGUGUUUGCUUUGACAAGCAUAACCAACCGGCUUCGUUUGGCGUUCAACGGGCAUGAUGUCGACUGGUUCGACACCGAGGAGACCUACGCAUCGUCGGGUAGUGGGUCCGGUUCUGGUAGUCCAGAUGACAUCACGGACGACGAGGACGGCUUCGAAGAGGAGGGCAGCGGUUCGGAGCCACCGGCGAGAGCCACGCCUUCGAGUCCGCACGAAGACUCGGAGAAGCCGAAGGAACGCGUGGAGGACGAUCUGGAGUCGAGUUCCACUCAGCCGUCGCCAUCACUGGUCGAAGUCACCGAAAGCGAACGCGAACGGGAGCGCGUGCCCGAGGUCACCACCGACGAGGAUACGAGACGCAUCAAUGAAAUAGAGCCUCCUCAGCUGGGUCCGGACAAGGGCUCGGCCACUACCACGCAAAGGAUGUCCCUCUCCAGGGCGCUCACGACUUACCUGCUGCCAAUCGUCGUUGUCUGGUUCGGAGGUUGCCUUACCGACUGGUUGUGAUCGGCACCUCCACCGGACAGCGUCUCACUCUACUCCAAGUCCGAGCAACAGCACACUUUGUAAAUAGUAUCUAAGCAUUGAGGACCUGAGCGAGCGAGCUUUGUGAUACCUCGGUUGAUCGUACUCGGCCACUCCUCAACGUACUGAAUUCUCUUCUCUGUAGUGAAUGCGAUCGCGUGCCUGAACAGACAACUUUUAAAGCUCAUUUCGGCGUACUUAUUAUAUAUCAUUGACGUUCAGUCAUUUGUACAUGGCUAAGACAACUCGUUUUACUCAGCCGCAUAAGGAUUGCGACGAACUCGAUUUAUACAAUACACAAGCAUACGUAAAGAAUUGUGACUUCUCGACAUUGGUCUUUCCGAAGCGACCAUUCCUUUCGUCGCCGCCUUCAAUUCGCACGUCAAACGGCUAUGGCUUUUCUUCGAAGAGGAACAUUUGUAAUUGUUCCGAGGCAUUCUCAUACGCGAGGACAAGUGAAACCGCUUUUAGUGUUUAAUAUUUUUCACGAAAAUUAAGCAUCUUUAAGGUUUAAGACGACUCAUUUUGUAUAUGGGAUGAGUGCCAUCAUAUCAUGCGAUCGAACCAAUAGAAUGACUUCGAAUAUUACAGUGACGUUUUUUUACAUUGUCAACGACUUUUUUUCUACGCACGAUAUACAAAGUAUAUUAAUGAAAAGUUAUGAACUCGGCUUUAUUAUUCUAGGUAUUUUAACUUAUGAUAUUUAUUUGUUAAGUUAUUUAUUUGAAGCUCUGCUAAAUUUUUUUUAGUAUUAGUCGGACAAUUUACAACAUGCUCAUCACUUUUCUUCCACAACGUUUUAGCAAAUAGGUUCUUUUUUUAUCGUAUUCUACAGAUAGGGGCGUCUUGCGUUAUUACGAAAUCGCUUGUUUCUACCUAUACUUCAAAACGAAAUGCAAUUGUUAGAGUAGCGAAAUACGCCUGUCGAUGACGAAGAGCGUAAUAAUCAAAGCGAUGAAAAGUCUAACAAAUUAAUGUAAAAACAUAUGAAUAAGUCUAAAAAUAAUAAAAAAAGAAAUGAGCUUCUGUGAUAAAAUCAACUAUGCUGUAAGAUUCUUGGAGAAUCUUAUAAUAGCGUCCACUCUCGCGUCUCGUUGUAAGUGCAGCAUGUGAGACAGGUCGUUGCGAGAAUGACAUUGUUAUUCUAGUGAAAUGCUAAAACUUAUUAUAUUGUAAAACUUUUGUUUUAUUAUUAUUAUUAAUAUCAUUAUUAUCAUUGCAUCGUGCGACAGUGCGUAAACUACUUUUAAGCGUUGGUGGCGCACACUAGCUACAGUAUACGAUUAUAUUGUUGUAAUUAUUAUUAUUAUUAUUAAAUAACGAGAAAGGGGUCUAAAUACAAUGACGUGUUGUAUAAAAAAGUGUACAGCAAAAAUGACAAGCAUAACGCGAUACCUUAUGCAAUUAAACUAUUAUUUGAAUAUACAGAUUUGAGGGUAUGCGUAAUAAUAAUAAUAAUUAUUAUAACAACAAUGAUAAUCAUCCAAACGAUAGCAAUAAUAAUAAAAAAACAAUAAAAAUAAUAUGAUACGAAUGAAAUUGUAAUUAUUAUUUUUAAUCAUCUUUUAUCGUCUUCAGUAAUAUAUACGAUGAUAUGAAUAAUUUCCAUUUUGUUAAACUUUUUAAAAGUAACAAACUGUAACGAUUUUAUUUAAAUAAGCUAAUUUAUUUAAGAAUAAAGGUUGCGGCCGAAUAUGAUUAUAAACGGCAACUUGAAGUAAAAAGGGAUAAACUAAGCUUAAGCAGCGAAAGUCUAAAAACUGUAUAAUAAAUAUGUAAUUUUUAAUACAGAAAAUACAUGAUUGGAUACAAUUAUUAUAGCUAUGAAGUCGUAUGACACGUUUUGAGAAAAAAAUAUACUAAUGAUUCUUUUGUCUACAAAUCAAAGUACUAUUUUUAAAAUUUGUAUAAAUAUAAUAAAAGUACGUGUUACUCGUAAAAGGAGUCAUUUAAUCGUCAUGUGUGAAAGGUAAUAGUAAUAGUAAAAAAUUAUACUUUAUAGUUGAAACAAAUAGAAAAGUACUUGGGCUUAUAAAAAUGUUUUAUCUUAGAUUUAUAAAAUUAUAGACAAAGUUCUAAAAAGAAAUUAUUUAUGAAAUGCAACUUCCUUAGUCCUCUUAAAGUUGAUCUUGCAUAGUAAUUUUUUGCCAUGUGCACACGCGAAGAGUAAUCUUCUACUAAUUUUUUAAUGUAAUAAAAAUAAGUUGUGUAGAUAAUUCGUCGAUAAGUAGCUGUUUUUCCUAUUUUAAAAUCAAUUACUAUACGAUACUAGAAUUUAUAUCAGGUUAAAACGCUUAUAUUAAUAUAACAUUUACGCAUACCAUUCUCCAUAGUUAUUCAAUAUUAUUUUAAAGUGUACAUCAUACAUUGUGUUUUGUAUUAAAAAGAAAAUUUUGCAAAUUUACUCUGUUGUCCCACUGAGUUUUUUCUAAAUUUUUAUACAUUUUAUAAAAAAAAAAAAAAGAAGAACGUAAUGCAUUUAUUUUUAAUACGUUUAUACGAUGAUAUAACGUUACUUAAGAUUGUUCUUUCCCUACUAAAUAGUGCUCAUAAAAAUUUAUGUUAGAAUAUAUGUAAGAAUCUUGCAGUAUUGGUGAUUAAGAAAUUAUAAUUUACAAACUAAUAAAAAAUGUUUAUAUGUGAAUUUA
This is a messenger RNA of Nasonia vitripennis (jewel wasp), 5181 nucleotides long. RefSeq names its product glypican-4 (gene dlp). The transcript is spliced from 7 exons. Bases 467 to 2515 code for a protein of 682 amino acids. The record is from RefSeq and is a predicted model, not a curated record. NCBI's taxonomy places the organism in Eukaryota, Metazoa, Arthropoda, Insecta, Hymenoptera, Pteromalidae. Gene Ontology annotation, biological process: cell migration; regulation of protein localization to membrane; regulation of signal transduction. Gene Ontology annotation, cellular component: plasma membrane; synapse; cell surface.